This is a messenger RNA of Aaosphaeria arxii CBS 175.79, 2661 nucleotides long. RefSeq names its product mitochondrial aconitate hydratase-like protein. NCBI's taxonomy places the organism in Eukaryota, Fungi, Ascomycota, Dothideomycetes, Pleosporales. The transcript has 4 exons. The coding region runs from base 47 to 2512 and encodes 821 amino acids. The record is from RefSeq and is a predicted model, not a curated record. Gene Ontology annotation, biological process: tricarboxylic acid cycle. Gene Ontology annotation, molecular function: 4 iron, 4 sulfur cluster binding; aconitate hydratase activity. Gene Ontology annotation, cellular component: mitochondrion; cytosol.
GGCACAAGACCAAAGCACCGCAUCCCACUGCGCGCGUAUAUCAAAAAUGCGGUCGCAGGCAAUUCGGCUCAGCCAGAGCCUCAGAGCGAGGCAACGCAUAUGCGCCUCUCCCAUUCUCCUUAAUGGCACAUCCAGACGAGGUCUCGCCACGACGCACUCCAUACCGCCUCGCCGACCUGUAGACAUCGCAUCACGGACCCCUCCAUACCAUAAACUUGUAACGAAGCUGGAGGAAGUGAGGAGGGUACUAGGGUCGGAACGACAACUUACCCUUGCGGAGAAAAUCCUUUACUCGCAUCUGGAGAACCCAGAGGAGUCUCUACUCUCCAACACAAACAAUGGAAGGGACAUCAGGGGAACUGCCAACCUUAAGCUCAAGCCCGAUCGUGUGGCCAUGCAGGAUGCAUCUGCGCAAAUGGCUCUUCUUCAGUUCAUGUCUUGCGGUCUUCCUUCAACAGCCGUGCCCGCUAGUAUUCACUGCGACCAUAUGAUUGUAGGCGAGAAGGGAGCGGAUACGGACCUUCCCAAUUCGAUUGCUGGAAACAAGGAAGUCUUCGAUUUCUUAGAGUCUGCUGCAAAGAAGUAUGGCAUUGAGUUUUGGCCACCAGGCGCUGGUAUCAUUCACCAGUCUGUUUUGGAAAACUACUCGGCACCCGGACUCAUGAUGCUUGGAACGGACAGUCACACACCCAACGCGGGCGGUUUAGGAGCAAUUGCGAUUGGUGUGGGUGGUGCCGAUGCAGUCGAUGCACUUGUCGAUGCGCCGUGGGAGCUCAAGGCACCGAAGAUUUUGGGUGUCAAGCUCGUCGGCGAGCUGAGCGGUUGGGCCUCUCCCAAAGAUGUCAUCCUAAAUCUGGCCGGUCAACUCACAGUCCGGGGUGGAACUGGCUUCAUAAUCGAGUACUUUGGCCCUGGCGUGAGGACACUCAGCUGCACUGGAAUGGCUACAUGCUGUAAUAUGGGUGCGGAAGUUGGUGCUACAACUAGUUUGUUCCCAUUCUCGCCAGCACAUAUCCCUUACCUUCAAGCAACGCACCGAGGACCUAUCGCAGAUGCCGCUGCCAAUAUUGCAUCAUUGCCAAUGCAACAGAACCUUCUACGAGCCGAUCCGGAAGCUGUCUACGACAAGGUCAUCGAGAUUGAUCUCUCUACGCUCGAGCCCCAUAUUAACGGUCCUUUCACUCCGGAUCUGUCUACGCCACUUUCGAAGUUUAAGGAUGUGGUGGAGGAGAAGAACUGGCCAAAGACUUUCGGAGCUGGGCUCAUCGGCAGUUGCACGAACAGUUCCUACCAGGAUAUGACUCGAUCUGAAGAGGUUGUUAAGCAGGCUUCUGCUGCAGGUCUCAAGCCGGUCGCCGACUUCCUUGUAACUCCUGGCAGUGAACAGAUCCGAGCCACUCUCGACCGCGACAACACGCUCUCGACUUUCUCCUCGGCCGGCGGAACUAUCCUAGCAAACGCUUGCGGCCCCUGCAUUGGAAUGUGGACUCGAAACGAUGCGCCCAAAAAGGGCGAGUCGAACGCAAUCUUCACGUCCUUCAAUCGAAACUUCCCAGGCCGCAACGAUGGUAACCGAGCAACUAUGAACUUCAUCGCCUCUCCCGAGCUCAUCACAGCCAUGACCUACUCCGGGUCUACCACCUUUAACCCCAUGACCGAUUCCAUCCCAACGCCCAAUGGUCCUUUCAAAUUCACCCCUCCGAAGGGUUCGGAACUGCCCUCUGCGGGAUUCGCAGAUGGCAACCCCGAGUUCGACCCAACUCCCGGUGUUCCCGACCCGUCUGUGGAAGUAGUUGUGGACCCUAAGUCCACUCGCCUAGCUCUCCUCGAUCCUUUCCCUGCUUUCCCCGAUUCUGAGCUCACUUCUCUCCGUGUCCUGUACAAGGUCAAGGGCCAAUGCACCACCGAUACCAUCUCUGCCGCAGGUCCAUGGCUGAAGUACAAGGGCCAUCUGCCUAACAUCUCAGAAAACACUCUAAUUGGCGCCGUAAACGCAAAGACUGACGAGGUCAACGUGGCUUACGAUGUCGACGGAACGACAUCUAGCAUCCCCGACCUCGCAAAGAAAUGGAAAGAGCAAGGCCAGGAAUGGCUCGUCGUUGCGGAGCACAACUACGGCGAAGGUUCCGCCCGUGAGCAUGCUGCUCUCCAGCCUAGAUACCUCGGUGGCCGCAUCGUCCUCACCAAGUCCUUUGCCCGCAUCCACGAGACCAACCUCAAGAAGCAGGGCAUCGUCCCGUUGACUUUCGUCAAUGAAGCUGAUUACAACCUCCUUGAGGCAUGUGACGAGGUUUCUACCCGCGGCUUGCUUGACGUGUUGCAGAGCGGUGGAAAGGGAGAGGUUGAGCUUGUGGUUAAGAAGGGAGGUGAGGAGAAGGUUAUCAAGACCAAGCACACUCUCAGCAAGGACCAGUGCGGUUUCGUGCUUGCAGGCAGUGCUUUGAACCUUCUGGCUCGCAGGGGCCGGGAAGACGUCGAGGAGCUCACCAGAGCGAAUGAAUUGAGUGACUAGAAUGCUACGACAAAAAGGAAGUAUGAGGCGUCAUUUCGGUGCUAUGGACUGUUCAAUAUUCUUACGGCAUCACGUGUCUAUACAAAACGGCGAGGUAAACUCUGAUAUCUAUUUUGUGAGAGCAAAAUUAGGCAAUGAGACAUAUUAUC